Molecule: messenger RNA, 1014 nt
Organism: Aureobasidium musti
Lineage: Eukaryota; Fungi; Ascomycota; Dothideomycetes; Dothideales; Saccotheciaceae
Source: the annotation of a GenBank genome assembly
AGAGCUGUGGACGUCAACUCGAACAUGGCCGACUCAAAUCUGCUAGGAUUGACGUGCUGGCUGAUUGACACUCGAACCCUAUGGCCUGGCCAACAUAUCAAGGACGCUGUUAAUGAGAGAGAUGUUGUUCUCAGGAAGAUUUUCAUCGCCGAUGCUCGCAUGUCUCUUGCCUCUGCCCUGCUAAAACGACUCUACAUCUCGAGAGCCCUGAGCAUACCCUGGCAAGAUGUGAAAAUAGCUCGUAAAGGAGAUCCUACGCAUGGCAAACCUUGCGCGGUAUCGCCAGAUGGUUCNUUUGCCCAUAUCGACUUCAACGUUUCUCAUCAGGCUGGUUUGGUUACUCUUGUGGGCUGGAAUCCACCACCGGGUCAAUCACAAUCUGCUCUUGUGGGAACGGAUAUCGUCUGUGUCAAUGAACGCGAUGACUAUCGCACUAUUGAUCAAGAGGGCUUUGAUGCAUGGAUAGACAUCUACGAAGACGUCUUCUCAGAGGCAGAACGCUGGGACAUGAAAUAUAAUGUCGACUACAUUACCCUGUUAGACGGCAGGCACAUCCCAGGCGACGACCUCGGCCGAGCCGAUCGCUGCGUACGACGAAACAAAGACCUCAGCAUCACCCUACCAACCGGCGAAAUCCACACCUUCAGCAGCGAUCUCCUAAUCGAUGCCAAACUACGACGCUUCUACAGCUUCUUCUGCUACAAAGAAGCCUACAUCAAGCUAGCCGGCGAAGCCCUCCUCGCCCCCUGGCUCAAAGAACUCGAAUUCCAAAACCUCAAAAGUCCAAAGCCAGGAACGGUAGCACGGUGUUCCACGCACGGGACCUGGGGAGAAAAACUCAGCAAUGUCGAGGUUGUGUUGCACGGCACCAAAGUCGACGAUGUCAAGAUGACUUUACAGGCUUUUGAGGAGAAUUUUAUGUUGGCUACUGCUGUGCAAGGACUGCAGCAUUUGGAAGCACCGCCAUUCACAAAGUUGGAUUUGGAGAAUGAUGUUCUUGGGUUUGCGAGGUAG